AUGGUCUCCACUCCAUCGCAAGCGUUGACCAAACGUCAAAGCGAACAAAGUCUCAUGCCCCCUCCUCCUCCACCGAAGCGGAUCAAACGGCCAGCCACGGUUCUGGACGAAGAUGUCUACACGAAUGCCUUAUCGGAGAUUAUUGCUCGUGACUACUUUCCCGGAUUGCUGGAGGAGCAAGUAAAGCAGGAGUACCUAGAUGCGCUGGAAUCGAAGGACAAAGCGUGGAUUACGAGUUCUAAAAAGAAACUCACGGAUUUGUUAAAGACUCCCGGCAGAGCUCGCACCAUUCCGCGCCUCCAUGGUACAGAACGACCGCAUGACACCCCGACCGGCUGGCAAGGAGAUACGCCGAGGUCGGUGAUCUCAACGACGACGAAUGCAAUGUCUGAGUCCGCUCCAAAAGAUAUCCCAGACGUCUCCAAUCUGGGGCUCAUGGCAUUCCAGGCCAAAUACACCAGCGAAGACAACGAGUCGUUCAAUAAACUGCUGGACAAACAGAAUGCCAAGCGCCAGGAGAAGUAUGCCUGGCUCUGGAGUGGAAACAAGAUUCCUACGGCUCGGCAAAUUGCCCACCGACAACGGGAAGCGAAACGCCUCGCAGCACAGGGGGCCAGUACUGAGCUAGCGAUCAAGACGGAUUUGGACGCCCGGCCCGCAAAGCCGGAUACGUGGAAGUCCAGACCAGAGAACUCGCUCAUGUUCAUGCCGUCGUCGAUAGAGGAUACGCACGAGACGAUUUCACAAAAGGCUGAAGCGCUUUCGCGUGCGGGGCCUAAGCGAGUGGUGCACGAGAAUACCAGGCUACCGGAGUCAAGUGUCCAGCAUGAGGGCAACAACGUCCCUCCCUCGCCAUCGAUAUCCGCCAUCAAAGAUGCCAUUGCUGGCCGACCCCGACUCACGGAAUCUGAAGCGGGAUAUGCCGGGGGGGAGACCCCACGGGUUAACGGAUAUGCUUUCGUCGACGAGGACGAGCCCGAACCGGACUACGGCCAUGCUGCCGCGGAAAGCUCAGAGUUGACAUCCUUGUCAGGUGACGAUCUUCGCCUGCUCGGGGCGAGCGACUCUACCCCCAACCCGUUCUCGAUCAAGGAGAACUGCAAACGCGAAGAACUGCACCACCGCAUGGUCGACCGGGUAGCAAGAACGAAACGCGCCGAGAAGGCGGCGCGCGAGAUUACAACGCCCGUAACGCCGCGUUUCGCGAGCAGCCCUCGGUUGGAUUUUGGGCUACGUACCCCUGCGGCUGCUGCGUCCAGCGGACAGGGCAAGGCUCUGACCCCUGCGGCGCAGAAACUUCUGCAACGGGUUGGAAGCACACCUCGACCCGCAGCAAGCUCGUCGAGUCUGAGGAAUAUGUGGACCCCGACUCCGAGGAAAGCUUAA
Aspergillus fischeri NRRL 181 is the source of this 1386-nucleotide messenger RNA. Its product is annotated as splicing factor ESS-2 family protein. Lineage: Eukaryota; Fungi; Ascomycota; Eurotiomycetes; Eurotiales; Aspergillaceae. Bases 1 to 1386 code for a protein of 461 amino acids. The record is from RefSeq and is a predicted model, not a curated record. Gene Ontology annotation, cellular component: catalytic step 2 spliceosome. The transcript has a single exon.